This is a messenger RNA of Protopterus annectens (West African lungfish), 2782 nucleotides long. RefSeq names its product solute carrier family 16 member 7 (gene SLC16A7). The record is from RefSeq and is a predicted model, not a curated record. Gene Ontology annotation, molecular function: monocarboxylic acid transmembrane transporter activity. Gene Ontology annotation, biological process: monocarboxylic acid transport; transmembrane transport. Lineage: Eukaryota; Metazoa; Chordata; Ceratodontiformes; Protopteridae. Gene Ontology annotation, cellular component: membrane. The coding region runs from base 404 to 1843 and encodes 479 amino acids. The transcript has 8 exons.
UGGGGCUUUGCUAAAGUAGCGCAAGAUUUUACGAACCGGUCACUUCUAACCUACGAUCAUUAUCUCCCAGCAGAAACAAUAAAGGUUGUGUUGGAGAUUGAGAUCAACAUUAACUGCCGUCAUAUACGCAAAGAAAAUUCUAUCAAGAGAUUGUCAUAUGAAGGAGCAAAGGAAGCCCUGAUGGCUGUACCCACCAAAUGAUGAAAAAUGGGGCCAUUAAAAGUACUAUGUAUAUGUUUGUUGUUGAGUUGUCGAGACUUCAAUGACUGAUGACUGUCUCCACUAAAUCAGCUAUCCAAAAUCACAUACUAGUGAAAGAACUCAUUGAAGAUAUCCUUAGAGCAACGCUUGUUUCCAGAUCAAAAUCAGCAGUUUGAUUAAUCUUCAUGAACUAGACGCUUAGAUGGCUGCAGGAGGACCACAGGGACACACGCCCCCUGAUGGAGGUUGGGGUUGGGUCGUGGUGUUUGGAGCAUUCAUUUCCAUUGGGUUUUCUUAUGCUUUCCCUAAAGCUAUCACUGUGUUCUUCAAGGAAAUUCAGGAGAUAUUUGGUACCACGUACAGUGAGAUAGCAUGGAUUUCAUCCAUCAUGCUAGCUGUCAUGUAUGCAGGAGGUCCCAUCAGCAGUAUCCUGGUGAAUAAGUAUGGAAGUCGGCCAGUGAUGAUAAUAGGAGGCUUCCUGUGUUCCGCUGGAAUGAUCAGUGCUUCAUUUUCUAACAGUGUUUUGCAACUAUAUAUAUGUAUUGGAGUCAUUGGAGGUUUUGGCUUAGCAUUCAACUUGCAGCCUGCACUGACAAUGAUUGGGAGGUAUUUCUUUAAGAAGCGUCCUAUAGCAAAUGGUCUAGCAAUGGCUGGAAGCCCAGUGUUCCUCAGCACCCUAGCACCUCUCAACCAGUUUCUUUUCAAUAUGUUUGGAUGGAGAGGAAGCUUUCUUAUUCUAGGAGGCCUCCUACUGAACUGCUGUGUUGCUGGAUCCCUCAUGAGGCCUGCAAGCACCAGUCCAAAGCCCGCUAGCAAAAAUGACCUGGAGUCUGCAGUUCAUGGUUCUGAUGCAGAUUCAAAGAAAAAGAAACAAUCAUCAACAUUUGAGAUCAUCAAUAAAUACUUAGAUGUCAGUUUAUUCAAACACAGAGGAUUUCUUGUUUACUUGUCAGGAAAUGUCAUCAUGUUUGUUGGGUUCUUUGCACCUAUUGUCUUCUUGGCUCCUUAUGCAAAACACAAAGGAAUUGAUGAAUACUCUGCGGCAUUCCUGCUUUCUAUCUUAGCAUUUGUGGAUAUGUUUGCCAGACCUUCAAUGGGACUUUUAGCCAAUUCAAAAUGGGUCAGACCAAAGAUUCAGUACUUCUUCAGUUUUGCAGUAAUGUACAAUGGUAUCUGCCAUGUGAUGUGCCCCUUUGCAGAGGAUUAUACUGGAUUAGUAGUGUACUCUGUUUUCUUUGGCUUUGCCUUUGGAAUGGUUAGCAGUGUUUUGUUUGAAACACUGAUGGACAUUGUUGGUGCCCAAAGGUUCUCCAGUGCUGUUGGUCUUGUUACCAUUGUUGAAUGCUGCCCAGUACUGCUGGGACCACCAUUAGGAGGGUGGCUGGUAGAUGUAACUGGUGACUACAGGUAUAUGUACCUUGUAUGUGGUGCUAUUGUUAUAGUCGCAAGUAUAUGGCUUUUCAUUGGGAAUGCCAUCAAUUACAGACUGUUGGAAAAGGAGAAGAAGGCAGAAGAUGCGGAAACAAAAUCAGCAAUGAGUGAUUCAAAGGAAUCUGAACCCUUGUCAAACAAUGAAGCUGCAAAACUUGCUGUUACAAAUAAUGUAACAGAAGAUCAGUCAGAAAGAGAAACAGAUAUUUAAUAUGGACAGUCUAAUUUAAUUCUUUUCAUCUAAAAAUUAUGCCCAUGAAGUAUGUUUCUAUCAUCUGUCCACAUAAUUCCUUCUGUGAGAUACUGUAUUGAGCUACAUUCUCAGUAUAGUGAUUUUGUGAUAUCAAAUACUAUUCUUUUUCGUGUUCUGUUGACAUACUUUAUGUAAUACUGAGGGCAUUUUUAAAAACAUGAUACUGCUGAUACUAAUCUAAUCUAGUUUUCAUUUAGUUCAUGGUUAAUGGAUCAAAGCAGCAGUUGUCAGCUCCCAAACUCAUUGGAACAGGUCUGUUAACUUCAGCACUGAUCAAAAAUGAAGAAGAAUACACAAUGUCUCACACCUCUGCAUAUACAAAUUGGUUCAAACUUGGGGAUAAAAGAGGAACACUUGCUGUUCUCAAAGUUCAAUCAGCAUGGAGUUCACUCUAAGGAAACAGGUGCAAACCAGGCACUGACAGCUUUGCCUCAGUGUUUCAAUACUAGAUGAAAGCUGCAGCUAGAUAAAGCCUUUCCAUGUGCUAAUAUAAUAUUUGAAAUAUUUCACUUCCCAGAGUUGGUUGCAAGGAGAUUAAGAAAUGGGCAUAGAAAUAUGAAAUAUUGUUGACUGAAGAAAGAUUUGUUUUCUUGCAGUUUUCUUUUGUAAUUAAAAUAGAAGUACAUAAGUAUCAGUCAGUAACGAAAUGUCAUGCAGGCUGCACUUUUAAACUACAUAUUAACAAGUGUUAUAUGAUGCUAGAAAAGCAUUUAGAAUUAAGAUGUAUGCACUAUAAAUUGAAAUAUAGCAAUGCACUGUACUUUUCCUAAAGGCUACUUGAUUGAAGGCAUGGUAAAAUACUGAAACUUGCCAUUUUUAAAUUGUGCAGUGUUUUUAGGUUACACUGUAACUGAAAACUGAACACUGGAAAUAAAUAAUUCAAAACAUGUAUUUUAA